Enterobius vermicularis (human pinworm) is the source of this 1098-nucleotide messenger RNA. Lineage: Eukaryota; Metazoa; Nematoda; Chromadorea; Rhabditida; Oxyuridae. The record is from the annotation of a GenBank genome assembly.
AUGAGAGUUUUUGAGCCGGAACCUCAACUUCAGGAAUAUCGUCUAAAUAAAAUUGGAAUUCGUGAUCAUCUUUUGUACGUGUCACCGAAUCGUACAGAUACAGUCCAGGUAUGGUCUGUUCAUUCGCUUAUACCAAAUUCAUGGCACUGCAUUGUCGAUUACCGGGUGAUCAGUCUUCUUUAUUCAUCCUACACAUUAAGCCCCGUUGAGGAAUACGUCUAUAUUCUUGCCGUUGCACUUUUCGAUUCCGAAGUGCCACGAAUUGCUAUAUUACAAAUAAAUAGUAGCAAUGGUGAGAUGAAAAUGUAUAAUUUGGACGUAGCGGCCGGUGACGAGUUUGAAAAUAAGGUGUUUCUUGAUAAUGUAGUAAUUGGAUGUGGCGACAAGCAGCUGUACAUGUAUGAUCGUAGUGUUGUCAUGGGCCCUAUCCCGUUCUGGAAUGUUACACUUCUUGAGGAUACAAUGACUUUUGUUAUCACCAGCGACACAAUAGGAGCUGAAGAAGUUGAAAGCCGCUGCAGUAGAUUCCCAAUUGUCCUGAACGGAGAUGAAAGGAAAGUUCUGAAGAUAGCAGACGAUCAUGCCAUUUCGGUUUACAGUGGUAAAGAUGAAAAAUGGAGUACGUAUUACCCGUCAAUUAAUUCAAAUCUCGAUCUUAAUGAGCUUGGAACUCGUGGAGUAAGUGAAACCUAUGGUCGUAGUGGUCAUCGGAUGGGUGCCAUUGAGUCUCCUUUAAGCAUUUUUGUCGGAUACGGAACUUGUGUUGCCAAAGUUUUUCGUGACGGUGUGCACAGAUUCUACAGCAUCGAACUUGAUGACCUUUCGAAAGAGUACAGCGUCGUGCCCGCCUCCUGUUGCCGCCUUCCAGGAUAUAUCCAACAAAAAUUCUAUGCUGUAUGUUCAAAGACUCAAUUUGUUUUUAUUUGCGCUAGAGGGAUUGCAUUCGUUCCGAUGUGUCCAUCUUCACUUCGGGAAUUAGCAUUUUUUGCAAUUCAACAACGAUAUAGCAACAUUUCUCAUGGUCGCUGGUCCGGUGGAAUCUCUGAAGAAAACAUUAAAGAUAUUCUUUCUUGCAAAAAUAAGAGUUCUAUAUUAUAA